GUCACGCGCAAGACCGCACAAUUUGUCGUGUAAUCUCAACAUAACGAGGGUUGUCACAAUUUUAGUGAGAAGUUUUAUGACGGGAUUUUGAUUGGAACACCCUGUUGUCUUUGCUAGGAACCCAGACCGGGAUGAACGUCUCCUGUGGGUUCGUGUCGGCUGCUGCUCGAAGCUUCACCCGGUGGAGUCCCGCCGGGGCUCGGUUCUGCUGGAGGCUGCUGGGCCCUGCAUCCACCUCCAGGAGAAACAUGUCCUCCAAAAGACAAGCGGACCAUCUAGAGAGGACAGCGAGCAACUACAGACAAAUUGCUCUGUAUCCAGCUCAAGUAUGUGGAAUUGUGAAUGAGUCGGAGACGGUAAAAAGACUGAGAAUAGCCGUCCAUCCAGACUUUACCUUCAAAGCAGGACAGUGGGUAGAUUUAUUCAUCCCAGGUGUGGACAAGGUGGGGGGUUUCUCCAUGUGCUCCAGUCCAGGUUUGCUGCAGCGUGAGGGAGUCGUCGAACUGGCCGUCAAAUACACCAAACACCCCCCUGCACACUGGGUCCACACAAUGUGUACUGUUGGCUCCCAAGUGGACAUGCGUGUCGGUGGGGACUUCUUCUUCGACCCAUCACCUUCUGAUCCCUCGGUGGACUUGCUGUUGGUGGCUGGUGGUGUAGGCAUCAAUCCCUUGUACUCCAUUCUGUUGCACACAGCAGAUCUGCUCCAGCUCAGUCACGCUUCAGAUGGUCGGGACUACAGCGUCGGCGCGACCCACCUCUGUUACAGCGCCAAGAACACGACGGAGCUGCUCUUUAAGCGCUCCAUCGUUGAGACGUGUCAGCAGUUUCCUGACAAGUUCUCGUGUCACUUCCACGUCACGCAACAAAGGGCAGAAGUCGACCCGCACCUCCAGCCAUUUGUCAGAAGUGGAAGAAUCACAGAAGAGGAGUUGCAGGCUCACGUGAACCCACAAAGGACUUUGUGCUACAUAUGUGGACCUCCACCCAUAAUCGAAGCAGUUUCAAAAACCCUCACUGACCUCGGCCUCCCUGAAGACAGGAUCAUCUUUGAGAAAUGGUGGUAGGACCAGACUCGUUUCCUCUGUCAUCAUCAGGAACUUUUCUGUGAUUUGACUGACAAGUGAAAACCUCUGAGCCCUCCUGGGGUAAGAUCAGUAACGGACUGCAAGACUCGCUCUUCAGCCAACAAGUGACUCAGAGACCGGAGAUGAGUUAGAUUUUUCUCUAAUAUGACCAGGAAGACGUCAACAACUGCAGUGCCUUCUUGUGUACACUUCAACAAAUUGUGACUUGAAAAAAGAAAUUGUGUAAUUUUUGCAAAACUUAUUUGCAGCCUGCACAUGAUGUUUUAUUGUUGAGUAAAGUGUUCAGACGGCACAGUGUGGGGUGUAUGAAGGUUAUCUUUCACACUGUUAACAUUAAAACGCUGCAUCUGAUCAAAUCGCCUCGCUCAGAACGGUUGCACCUUCAGAUAACCGCAGCAGGUGAAGGUGCUGCUCACAGAAACAGCAGGAAGCGUCUCAGAUUGUGAAACUAUCACUUUUUAAAUUUAAUUUAAACUUUAUUUAUACAUGUAGUCUAGUUGAGUCACGAGAACUC
Molecule: messenger RNA, 1602 nt
Organism: Nematolebias whitei (Rio pearlfish)
Lineage: Eukaryota; Metazoa; Chordata; Actinopteri; Cyprinodontiformes; Rivulidae
Gene: oxnad1
Product: oxidoreductase NAD-binding domain containing 1
Exons: 8
Coding region: 132-1067 (311 amino acids)
Cellular component (GO): mitochondrion
Molecular function (GO): oxidoreductase activity
Source: RefSeq, a predicted model, not a curated record